AUGAUCUCCCCUGCUUAUCAACUGUUCCUCGAUCAACCGGCUCUGCUAAACCUAAGGAUAAUUUGCAAUGGGUGGCUCAGUGGCAACGAUACAGAUAUGAACAAAGUACUUCGAAAUGCUUACGCCGUUGGUAACUUCAAUGUCAUCAUUAUGGACUGGACUAAUGCUAAGCUGGAUGUGAACAACACCUACUUGAUCGGACAGAGUUUGGGAGCACAUAUUGUUGGCUUCGCUGGGAAACUUAUUCAAACUCUUAAGAUCAAUACGAUUUUCGGAUUAGAUCCUGCAGGUAUACCUUUCAAUACUGCUGGUCCUAAUGAUCGCCUGAAUAUCGGGGACGGGUCAUAUGUGGAAACAAUUAACACUGAUGUUGGUGUUCUGGGGUCGGAUAUGUCAAUUGGAAAUGCAUCCUUUUUCCCGAAUUAUGGAACACUACAACCAGGUUGCAUUGAUCCGACGACAUUAUGCAGUCACGCUCGUGCUAAUGUUUACUUUGGCGAAUCUAUUGAGGCCUCGGUUGACUUCUAUGCGGCGCAAUGUUCAGCAUUUAAUAAUAUAAUUUUUCGUGAUUGCAAUGAAACAGGACCUGUGGCAUACAUGGGAGGUGAACCAUCGAAUUAUGAUAGAGGAGUGAAUAGUAUCUACUAUUUGCCGAUAAAUUCUGACCCGCCCUGA
Hermetia illucens (black soldier fly) is the source of this 675-nucleotide messenger RNA. Its product is annotated as phospholipase A1-like. The record is from RefSeq and is a predicted model, not a curated record. The transcript has 3 exons. Bases 1 to 675 code for a protein of 224 amino acids. NCBI's taxonomy places the organism in Eukaryota, Metazoa, Arthropoda, Insecta, Diptera, Stratiomyidae. Gene Ontology annotation, molecular function: lipase activity.